Messenger RNA from Papilio polytes (common Mormon), 2667 nucleotides. Its product is annotated as juvenile hormone esterase-like. NCBI's taxonomy places the organism in Eukaryota, Metazoa, Arthropoda, Insecta, Lepidoptera, Papilionidae. The coding region runs from base 69 to 1826 and encodes 585 amino acids. The transcript is spliced from 6 exons. The record is from RefSeq and is a predicted model, not a curated record.
GAUAGUAUUUAUAAAGUCGCCGGGCGAACGAGCAAGCAGUGACUGUGUGUUUGCGGGCCGAGUGAGACAUGAGGGCAUACAAUGUGUACCGACUAGCUAUGGUCGUCUUCCUACACGUUGCAGCAGUAAUAGCAGAACCAUUGGGAUGCGAGGUGCGUGCCCGGCUGCAAUCCGGAUGGGUGUGCGGUUUGCGACGCUGGGCGGAGAACAACACUGUAUACGCCAGUUUCCGAGGUGUGCCGUACGCGAAACAACCACUCGGAGAGUUGAGGUUCAAGGAGCUGCAACCGGCAGACCCAUGGGACUAUCUGGAUGCGUCCGAAGAGGGCCCGAUAUGUCCGCAACAGGAUGUGUUUUACGGCAAAAUGAUGACGUCAAAUAAGAUGGAAGAAGCUUGCAUAUACGCUAACAUACACGUACCGAUCGAGGCGUUGCCAGAGUCUAGUUUGCGACGACCUUCAAGGCAUCUAAAGCCGCCUUACGAGGAAGGUUUGAAUGAAGAAGAUGAGUCACAACAGAAGGGUCUUCCUAUAUUGGUGUUUGUACACGGCGGCGGUUUCGCAUUCGGGUCCGGCAACUCGGACGUAUACGGGCCGGAAUACCUUGUCAGCAAGGGUAUUAUCGUAAUCACUUUCAACUACAGGCUGAAUGUAUUCGGCUUUUUAUCAUUGAACACUCCGAGUAUACCGGGCAACAACGCUAUACGUGACGUCAUCACACUGCUGCGUUGGGUACGGACUAACGCGAGGUCUUUCGGCGGCGACCCGGAGCAAGUCACACUAGGCGGGCAGAGCGCUGGAGCCACUAUUGCACAUCUCGCUUCAUUCGCACCCGACACCGACGGACUAUUCAAUAGAUUGAUAUUGAUGAGUGGCACCGCGAUGCCUGCCUUCUACACAUUAUCGCCGACGUUCGCGCAAAAUAUCGCAAACAUGUUCCUAACGCACCUCAACAUCACGACCACAGACCCUGAAGUAGCGCAUAGCCAACUAAUCCAACUGCCGCUAGAGAAAAUUAUGAAUGCACACAGCAUGCUAUUGGAGUACUUCGGACUAACGACAUUCCUCCCAGUGCUAGAAAAGAAACUACCAGGAGUAAAUCCGGUAAUACUAGAAGACCCUAUAACGCUAAUGAACAAAGGUAUUGGUAGAGACAUGGAAAUGUUUAUCGGAUUCACGAGCGCUGAAUGCGAGAGCUUCCGUCCGAGAUUUGAACAAAUAGACAUGGUAACGAGAAUAAACGACAAUCCCUUGCUAGUAUUAUCACCUAAUCUCAUUUUUAACGCACCAGCCAGCGACUUACUUAAUAUAGCGAAGGAGGUAGAACAGAAGUAUUUCAAUGGAGAUAUCACUAUGGAUAACUAUGUACGUUCUUGUUCCGAUACGUUUUAUAAUUAUCCAGCUAUGAAGGUAGCGCAAAUGAAGCAAGCGAUGGGCGGUGCUCCGGUAUUCUUGUACCAAUUUACUUAUGAAGGAAUGCCUAACGUGAUUAAAACAGCAUUUGAUAUAAAUUAUAAAGGUGUGGCGCAUGUUGAGGAUAUGACGUAUGCGUUCAAAGUUAACUCCAUUGUGGGGAAGUAUAUAACAUUCACUCCCGGCAGCAAAGUCGACUUGAUGAGGAAGAGGAUGACUGCGUUUGUUAGCAAUUUCGUUAAAUGCGGAUAUCCCAAUUGCAUUGGCAACGAUAUAGCAGCUUGGAGACCAGUUGACAGGUACCUGAGAUAUCAAGUAAUAGAAAACACAUACUACAAGUCCACCGACCCAACAGAUGCGCAAAUAGAAAUGCUAGAAUUCUUCGAUAAUCUGUACAACACCACUAUGAGUUGAAUUGUCCGACGCCAUAUAGCUAAUAGGUGUGCCAUUGCUAUUUUACUUAGAAAGAUUGAAGAAUUUUGUAGUUCUUAAUUAUUAAUUUAAAUAUCAAAAUAGAAACCAAGUCAACCGUUGACAAGAUACACUUGGUUUAGUAUUUAAGAAAAAGACAAAAAAAAAUAUAAGAAGGAGGUUUUCUACAAAUGUUUUUCAAUCUUUUUUUAUAGAUUCAAAUCUAAUGCGAUGAGGAUUUAAUAUCCUGCAAAAUGACAUUUACAUUUGCAAGGUAUCCAGUGAGGGUACUUUUAUUUAUUAAGAAUUGUGAGACUCUUAGUAUUAAGUUUGUGUACUCAUUGAUGAUUGUAACCGUCAGUUUUCACUGGUGAGAUAACUGUACAGAAUCGUAUCGUAGUUUUUUCAAGAAGGAUAAUGUCUUUCUGUACGAUUGUUUUAGCAGUGUAAACCUACUUUAAACAAUUUAUCGGCUAUAAUAAUGGUCAUUGAAGUAUUUGAUACACUUAGAUUAAGACUUAAUUUAAGGUUUGAAAUAGAAACGAUUUUGGAAUGAAAUUUUAUAUGAAAAAUUAACACGGUUUCUCAUAUUGAAUUGUUAUUUGAAAUGUAAGCUCAACUGAUCAUAAAAUCUAUCUGCCAUACUUAGUCAUUUAAAGGUUACUGAAGCAGUCUUUUAGUGUACAUUUCUAGCACUAUAAGUACCCCAAAGAAUUCUACAACAGUUAAAUAACUUUGUCUUAAAUCGAAUUUAAUGGAAAUUGGAAACCAUACUAAUAUCAUAAAUGCGAAAGUUUAGACGGAUGGAUGUUUGUUAGAGUUUGUAGUCUAAACGGCUGAACCG